This is a messenger RNA of Saimiri boliviensis boliviensis (Bolivian squirrel monkey), 387 nucleotides long. RefSeq lists its product as uncharacterized. The record is from RefSeq and is a predicted model, not a curated record. NCBI's taxonomy places the organism in Eukaryota, Metazoa, Chordata, Mammalia, Primates, Cebidae.
AUGGAAGGCGGGACCAGGGCGGCCUGGCUGGGGCAAGGGGCCGGUUUGGGUCCCUGGGGACCCGUUGCCCUGCGGGUUUCGGCCCCUAAGGCGGAGCAAGGCAGCCGGGCGGUGGGGCAGCGGGACUGUGGGGUCCUCUUCCGCGCAGCGAGCCGGGAGGAGCGGUCUGCGGGGCUGUUGCGCUGCGCCCCCUCCAACUGCUGGGAAACUCCGCACUUCAGUAUUAGAGCAUCUCUUUCCUGGGCAGGUAGAAUUGGACUGGCGAGUGGGGACUGGGCCAUAGAUUGGUACUAUACAUUGAGUCUGUCAUUUGGGAGCCAAUUUGGGCAGGCAUCCAGGCAUUGUUCUGCAUCUCUGCAGUGUAUGCGUGUUGUGCCGGUAGCUUAA